Ceratosolen solmsi marchali is the source of this 14162-nucleotide messenger RNA. RefSeq names its product HECT, UBA and WWE domain containing E3 ubiquitin protein ligase 1 (gene HUWE1). NCBI's taxonomy places the organism in Eukaryota, Metazoa, Arthropoda, Insecta, Hymenoptera, Agaonidae. Gene Ontology annotation, biological process: protein polyubiquitination; ubiquitin-dependent protein catabolic process. The record is from RefSeq and is a predicted model, not a curated record. Gene Ontology annotation, cellular component: cytoplasm; nucleus. The transcript is spliced from 36 exons. Bases 2 to 12955 code for a protein of 4317 amino acids. Gene Ontology annotation, molecular function: ubiquitin protein ligase activity; protein binding; zinc ion binding.
AAUGAAGAUCGACAGGAGCAGACUGAAAAAGUACACUUCGGAAGUGCCGACGGAGUGCCAAGCUCUGAUAAGCAAGCUGCGCUCCUGUUCGCACGCCGAAUUAUUGGAGGAGCUGAAACAGAUAGACGCCUGGACUUUUGGCAAAUGUGAAUUGUUUCAUUGGAUCGAUGUUUUGGAUCUCAAUGACAGUAUUUUGGAGGAGGCAGCGGCCAAGAGUCCGGAUAAUUCCUGGGAAUUGGCCUGCGAUCUUCCACAAAACAGAGAGGCAAAAGAAUUAUUACUUUGGGUUCUUCAUUUUACUACUCUACUUAUAGAACAUUCUUUCUCACGACACUUGUAUAAUAGUAUGGAACACCUUGUUACCUUGCUGUCUAGUUGCGACAUGCACGUUGUUCUUGGUGUUUUGAAUCUUCUGUAUAUGUUCAGUAAAAGAAGUAACUUCAUUACGCGAUUAAAUAGUGACAAAAGACAAGCUUUACUUAGCCGAUUAAAUCAUUUAGCAGAGAGUUGGGGUGGUAAGGAAAAUGGUUUCGGUCUGGCUGAUUGUUGUAAGGAACAUCCGGAAAAGCCUUUUCCAGCUAGUGCGACAACAUUACAUUUCGAAUUUUACGCUGAAAAUUCACCUUGCAGUAGUAGUGUAAAAAAGACUGUUCAGACGAAUCUUGUAACAUAUAUACACAUUGAAAAUGUAGAUAAACUUGGAAAAACUCCUGCACAAAUUAUGAACGACUUACUGAAAAUGUAUAAUGUACCUCAGGAACGCCAGAUGGCUCUUCUAACGCAUAUUAGGUUAGCACACAGCUUUUCCGAUUAUAGACGUCGCUUACAGUGUGUUCAAGCUCGUCUGCAAGCACUUUCUAUUCUUGUGUAUAACAAUGCGCUUCAAGAGAACGCGCACAGUCUACUUCAUGCUGGACUUCUCGAAGAGCUAGUAGAACUACUUGAACUUCCACACACCCACUUGGUUGAAAUUCGAGCGGCAGCUCUGCGAACUUUAACGAGUAUAAUUCAUCUAGACAGGAACCCACAUCAUCCCAAGAAAUCUGGUUCCCGAUUAAAUAUGAUAAUCGAUGUGACGGGCGCGAGCUCGUAUCACGGAUUUCUCCCGGUGCUCGUGCGAACGUGCAUAACAACAUUGACAUCGCCACAGCCAGAUGGGCAACCUUUCCCUCUGCCACUCGCAACAGCACUUUUCAGUUUUCUUUAUCACCUCGGUAGCUACGAAGCCGGCGGAGAGGCGCUCGUUAGUUGCGGAAUGAUGGAAAGUCUUCUAAAAGUUAUUAAUUGGCCUGGUAGAGAAUUAGAGCACAUCACCUUUGUUACCAGAGCAGUGAGAGUUAUAGACUUAAUAACGAAUAUAGAUAUGCAAGGAUUCCAAGCUCACAACGGUUUGGCUAGUUUUAUCAAAAGACUCGACAUGGAGGUGAACGUGUGUCGGAAAGAGCAGCCUUUCGAAAUUGAGCCAGACAGCGAUACGCUGGAGACGCCUCAGCCCGUCACGGAAGAAUCCGCAGGUUCAAGCUCGAGUUCGUCCCGUCGCGCUAACGAGACGUUUGACGAUCGCGAGGAAGCAUUGAAUCCCAUGGAAUUCUCCGAGGAUGAGAAUAUGAGCUCGAAGGCCGAAAGCAGCAAUAAACCAGUUCAACAACAGACAUACUCCGCAGUAAAAAACGGAAAGACGUGCUUACCACAGCGAGCUGCGCUACUGAAAUCUAUGUUUAAUUUCCUUAAGAAGGUUAUUCAAGAUCCCACUUUUUCAGACAGCAUACGGCACAUAAUGGAAGGAACACUACCGUCUUCCCUAAAGCACAUCAUUAGCAAUUCGGAAUAUUAUGGCCCAUCAUUAUUUUUGCUUGCUACCGACGUCGUUACAGUUUAUGUAUUUCAAGAGCCAUCCUUACUCUCAACCUUACAAGAUAAUGGCCUAACCGGUGUCGUGUUGCAUGCAUUAUUGAAUAAAGAUGUGCCAGCAACGAGAGAAGUUCUCGGCUCAUUGCCAAAUGUGUUCAGUGCACUCUGUCUGAAUCAGCGCGGCCUCGCUUCGUUUACCAAACGUCGUCCUUUCGAACGCAUCUUCAAAGUCCUCCUGUCGCCAACAUACUUGUCGGCGAUGCGUCGUCGCCGUAGCGCCGAUCCCCUCGGCGAUACCGCCUCUAAUCUCGGUAACGCGAUGGACGAACUGAUGCGCCACCAACCGAGCCUUAAGGCCGACGCCAUGGCAGCGAUUGUGAAGCUACUCCAGGAGCUCUGCGUUCUCGGUUGCGACUCGCGGUACGUCUGCUGGCGUGCGGCCAACAAGACCGAGAAUUCGCCUUCGCACACAAACUCCACGAGCCGCCAGUCAAGCGGACAGUCGGUUGGCGUUGGCGUGGGAGAUACCGGGGGCAGUGGCGGCGGUGGAGGUGGCAGCAGCAGCGACGACGAGGAAGAGGAGGACGAAGAGGAGGCGAGCACAAGUUCGCAUCCCCAGCGAGAGGAACAACCCUCGCCCUCGCCCGUACAGCCCGGACCACCACCACAACCGAGAGAAAAAACACCCAUCGCCCUGGUCGAUUACAUCCAUAACGUCAUGAAGUUUCUCGACGCGAUUCUAAGCAAUAACUCUACCGACGAUCAUUGCCGCGAGUUCGUGGCACAGAAAGGACUGGUGCCGCUACUCUCCAUACUAGGACUUCCGAAUUUGCCUGUGGAUUAUCCAGUGGCUCAAGCCGCGCAGGCCGUCGCUUCGGUCUGCAAAAGCAUACUCAAUCUCGCGCACGAGCCACUCGUCCUGAAGACUGGACUCACCCAACUCAACGAGGUACUAAAUCUCCUGAAGCCGCUGCACAGCCACAUGGAGUCACCGAUCGGCUCGGUGCUGCUGCACGAGCUCGCCUCCGCUCCCAACCUCGAGACCGCGUUCACGAGCGAUAAGGCGACGCCACUGCUGCACGCGAUGAACGCUGCUCACGGCUACGUCGUCAUGUUUGUUCACGUGUGCCGCACUGGCCAAUCCGAGAUACGCAAUCUCUCUAUGAAUCACUGGGGUUCGGAACUCGGGCUCACCGUUAUCAAGGGUCUCUCCGAACUGUACAUGUCCCUCGUCUGGGAAAGUACUCUUCUCCUUGCUCUCUGUAGCGACGACAGUAUCCCUGCUGGAUGUGACUUUGGCAAAGAGGACAUGGAUAAACUCAUGCCACCCGAAUUGAGGACCGAGGGUGAGAAUUCGUCGUGGUCGACAGCGGCAGCGUCCGCGGAUAUGGGCAGCAAUGGCAUGACCACCGCCAUGGAGGCCCUGAGCACGGAUCCCCCACCCGUGUCCAUGGAGGUCGAUGAAAACAAGCCGAGCACGAGCACUGCAGCAACGAACAGUGGUACUGGUCGCGCGUCCCCGAGCACCCACCAGCUCAAGUACAUCAAGCCCCUGCUGGGCGCAUCGUCCCGGCUGGGUCGAGCCCUCGCCGAGCUCUUCGGCCUCCUCGUCAAACUAUGCAUGGGCUCGCCAACGAGACAGAGACGUAGCCAGCAAUUACCGCUUAUCCCCACGUUACCGUCGCAAGCCGCCCGGAGCGUUGCCACGGCCCUUAAUUGCCUGCUUAUGCGCGGUCUGUCGUAUGACAAGCUGCCACCCUCGCCCAUACCCAAAUUCAAACUUACUUUCCUCAUCUGCUCCGUUGGAUUUACCUCGCCUAUGCUUUUCGACGAGAAGAGGAAUCCUUAUCAUCUAAUGCUGCAGAAGUUCGUGAAACUUGGAGGACAGAAUACAUUUUUUGCAACGUUUCGAUGGGCUCUUUCCGCAGGAGGUCAGUUUGACCUCUCGGAAGGUUUAGAACAUCCGAAUCUUCCAGAUGGAACUGGCGAGUUCUUGGACGUUUGGCUAGUGUUAUUAGAGAAAAUGGUGAAUCCCAAAGCCAUAUUAGACUCGCCUCAUGUUGUUUCUUCCAAGUGCACGGGUCUUUACAAAGCUUACGAACCAUUUGAUCCUAUCAAAUAUCUCAUCGAUAUUCAUAAGAAAGCCUUCGAGGCUGUAAUGCUGAUGUGGGGCAAGAAACCUUUAAAGAAUUACGGACCUCGUAUGACCGAAUCGAUACUUUCAAUCUUAAGACACAUUUUACAAGGGGAGAAAAUUAUCAAAGAACGCACCGAGAAAGAAGAGACUAGCGAAGCCACAAACGCCACUAGCAGUGGAAAUGGAAGUGCGGGCAGAUCCGGUGCAUCGACAGAACGUCGCGAGGAGCCUGAAGCAGAUGUCAAUCCAGAGCAUUUGAGGCAACUCAUGGACAUGGGAUUCAGUAGAGCGCAUUGUAUCGAGGCUCUGCUCCACACACUUACGGUCGAGCAAGCCACCGAUUAUCUUCUCACCAACCCCGCAACCUUACGUCGAUCGGACAUAUCAUCGGGCGACGUAAAUAGUCAGGGUCUUAUAAUGGAUUUGGAAAUGGGCGACGACGAUCAGAUGAUGCAGGCCAUCGCUAUGUCAUUGGACGAUUCAGAGCCGCAAAAGGCAGCUGGCACCAGUGCCGAGGAACCGGUGCGCGAAACCAGUAAAACUAUCGACGAUUUCACUCACAAUGCACUCGAGCAAUGUCUCAACCUAUUGGACUUAAUGCCCGACACCGUCUACCGGAUUUGCGACCUCCUCGUUACUAUAACAAAACGCAACGGCAAUGAGUGGCGUGACAACAUGCUGAAGCAGCUAAUAAACGAAAUCGGUGAUAUCGUGCACUACCUGAUAAUGGUUGCAAAGAUGCAAGAUACCGCGGCGGGUAGAUACCUCGCACUGUGCGACGAGGCGAAUAAGGUGGCCGGGCGUAUCUAUCUCUACACGCUCUUUUUCGAGAGUACGUUCCAGGAGAUGCGUGUACCGUGCGCCCAGAUCGUUGAGCAAUACGGCAUCCUCGACAUGCUCGUGAGCCUCCUGGUGGCAAGCGAGGGCCCCCUCACCGGUAGCAAGAACAAAGCGGUUACCACUCCCGCAAAGGACACCAACGGCAAGGAAACACCUGUAGCCACCCAGCCAACCCAAACGCCCAAGUGGCUCGCACCCCUAUUGCUCUUGAUCGACCGACUCGAGAAAGUCGCUGUGCUGACACAGCGCAAGCAACUCAUGCAUAAAGUCACCACCCGCACGUGGAAAUGGUUCGACCUCAGCACCGGUAAGUGGACGCCCUACUCGUCGGUCAACAAUCGCAUUAUCAACGACGCGUACUGGGCCGGCGAACCGACUGUACGCAUAAACUGCAGCAGGCGGAAAUAUCUCAUCACAUUCUCGUGCAUGACUCAGAUGAACGAAGACAGCGAUAAUCGUAGGCCAAUCAGCAUGAGCUUCAAAACAUCGAGCGCAGUCAGUGCCAGCGAGGAGACGCCAAACAACAGCAAUAAUACAACAGCGAUAACCGCCUCGGACAGCAAUAUGGAUACCGAGGAAAGUAAUGCUACCGCUGGCGGUGGCGAGGAUAAGAGAAAUGCCGUGAUACAAGGACUCGACCCAAGCAUAACACCGAGUAUCGUUCGCGCAUGCGUCAAGCUUAUGGCAAUACCAGUGGAUCGCGAUGCCCUUCACGCUCUAAUGAAGGUCUGCCUUCGCCUGACCCGCGACUACAGAAACGCCGAAGUGUUCGCCCGCGAAGGCGGCGUGAAACUGCUCCUGGACAUGACUCAGGCGAGUAGCUUCAUCGGCUGCAUUACUCUGAGCACUCUCCUCGUCAGGCACACUCUCGAGGAGCCCCUUACCCUCGGCCUAGCUAUGGAAAAAGUCGUGCGCUCGCGCACUCAGACCAACAUUCCACCCGUCUACAAGGAAAUUCUAUUUAUGACGCUACUGAUAAGCAGUGCUGUAUGCCGUAAUCCGGAUGUCUAUAAGCGGGUCUGCGAGAACAUACUCAGGGUGGACACUAGCGUGCUCAAGCGCGAUGAAGGCGACAAUCGAUUGGUCGUGAAAGCCCUACCGCCGAAUUUUUCAGCCUCAUUGCCAAUGGUCGAGGAUGUCUCGAUGAAUGUCAUCCACGAGCUUCUUAAUGCUCUCGUCAAACCAGUCCCCCUUUUACCGGAAGACUCUUCGUCCACGACACCGCCCGCCAGUAGCCCGGAAAAGAAGAAUAACACCAGCGGUACAGCCACCACUAAUGCAAUUUCAUCCACUUGCACGACUUCCUCCUCGUCCUCUCGACGAGAGCUGCUGAGAAACAGUAGCGCCGCGACCGCCAACGAUCCUAUCGAUGACGACGAUCUCAUGUCGCAGAUGAUACCCCUGAAAAUGUACACCGACGUGGGUAACAACGGCAAGGUCGAGCCCGAGGAGGCUAAGAAACCCCUCCUACCCAAGUCCGCGAUACUGAAAAUGCUCGCCGAGUCGGUGCGUUCGUACAGUGCGAUUGCCAACCUCAUCACCGAAUACACUUACCGUGCAGGUCAGAGCGAGAUGAUCCAGGAGGAUACGACAGCCCUCGCGUUCCUCCUCGACAAACUGCUGCCAAUAGUUCCAGAGAAUUCGAGCGACCGCCAGUGCAGCAACAUGGCGCGCAUGCUCAUAGCGGCGAUCGCCUCCUGCAAUCACUCUCCCGAUGCUCAGAGCACUUUGGUGACCGAGGUCAAAGCCGCCUUAUCGCGGACUCUGGCCUUGACGGAGAGCUCGGAGAAGCACGCCCAGCUCCAACUGCUCAUCGGUCUGAUCUCAACGAUGAUCGACAGCUGCCCCCCGACGUCGCACACGCCGCUGCGCGCCUCCCUCAAGAUGAACCACCAAUACAGCAACGUCAAUUAUAUCGUCAGAAUAAUGCUGAAGAAGGGCAUCAUUACGGACCUGGCCAAGAUUCCGCACAGCCUUGACUUGUCGAGCCCGAACAUGGCCGGCACGAUCAACGCCGCCCUCAAGCCGCUCGAGACCCUCUCGCGAAUCAUCAAUCAACCCAUGCCUGGCACCGUGAAUAAUAAGUUCCCUAAGCCGAAGAACAGGAGCGUCCAGGAGGAGCCCAUCGGCGAGCAAACGGGUACGACCACCUCCGAGGCGACCAACGCCGUUGGCGAGGAGGCCAACGAGGACACCGAGAACACCGAACACGACAUAUCUGUGAACGCUGAGAGCCUUGAACCCACAUCGGAGAGCCAUCAGCAAGAGGAGAACGAGGAGGCCGCCCUGGAAGACAUUAUGGACCAGUUGCUGGAAAGUGUACUGUUUUCCAGAGAUGGAUCGGCCGUGGCGGAAGAGCCAACUUCUCGUCCACAUCGGCCGAUGGAUAUUGAAGACGAGAGCCUCGCGAUGCGCGACGGCGAAGGCGACUUCGAUCCGGCCCGAGACACCACAGUAAGAGAGGAUCUAAUGAGCUCGGACUCGGACUCCGACAGUAAUCCGUCGGAUGACAACGAGGACGACGUGCAAGACGAUGAAGACGAAGAAGAGGAGGAAGAAGACGAUGGUGAAGAGAACGAGGAGGAGGAAGAGGAGGAGGAUGAGUCGAACUACGAAGAGGAGAGACUGCAGUUCUACGAGGACGUGAACGAGGGUGUGUUUCGUAUGCUGCCGACGAGUGACCACGACGGAAGCAAUGUCGUCAUGAUACAGCAUAGCUUCGACAAUCAGGAUAUAAACGCCACGGCACCGACCUCCGGCAGACAGAGCUUGCCCUGGAACACCAAUUUCCCCUUUUCUCUCGACCUGUUCGGCGAGCCGCCCUCAGUCUCGGAUAGCAACGGCAUAAACUCCCAUCCGCAGUUUGUCGCCGAGGUCGUUAGACUCGACACUGCCAACAAUCGUGCCCAGAGGCUACUGAGGCAGCGCAGAUACCAGCUGCAAUUGGCCAAUCCACGCCACGCUAAUCCACCUGUUAUCUUGCAAAGAUUACUAAGACCUGUAGCACAAACACUUCCAUUGGCUGCAAGUCAAAUUUUGGGUACUUCGUUUCGGGAUACUCGCGUCGUAGUCAUGGACAAUGGACUUGGAAUCAUGACUAAUCAAGAUGACGAGCAAAUUGACUUUGUCGAUCAGUCGGGGUAUUUAUUCGGACCGAGUCUUGUAGCAACGUUAAAUAAUAUUCCGACUGCCCUUCAUUGGUGGAUCGAAGAGAGUAGGCUACUCGAUGGAUAUUCACAGCCAGACUGCUGCGUUGGUGUUGUAUAUAAGCUAAUUCCUGUUUUGGAAAAGCAUAGGAAUGCUGAAUUAGCCGAAAGAAAAGAAAAGCAUAAAAAACAACAAGCAGCGGAGAAAGAGGCGGAUAAAAAUAAAGAGGCUAAAAGCAGUACCAGUGCCAAUGUUGCCGAAAAUGAAGUCUCGAGCACUCCUCUUACGGAAGAGCAGAGAGCAAUAGCGUCAACCUCCGAAAGGGAUGAUCCUAGACAAUUAAUAGCUGCUGUCGAGGCUGUCGUCGAGGCUGUACGUCAAGAAUUGAAUACAGAUGAAGAAAUCAUAGGAGAAAUGGAAGUUACCGUACAAGAUGAGGAAGAACGGCCGCCUCCGACACAGGAAGCACAAGUUACCGAAGGCCGAGAAUGCCAUACGGCAACAAUUAAUACAGCUACGGAAAUUACUGAAAAUCUUGUUGAUUCGGUACAUAGUACAUCGACCACCGAUGUUUCCAGAAUACAACGACAACAAUCCGAUAGGCCAAGCGAAGGCUCAUUAACGGCAGAGAAUUCUGAAGUUUGGGCGCCCACGGAACUUGUAGAUUUUAGCCAAAAUUCUAAUAAUGACUUAUCUAGAGAAAAUACUGUGCCAAUCGAUUGGAUAAGGAGGUUAUUAACCGACGACAAUGUCGAGUCAAACAGCGAGAGAAAUGCUAAUGUCUCGAACGAGAAUGCAAGUGCCUCUGCACCAGACGCCACUAGUACACCCCAGUCCGAGCAGCAACAGCAACAACAACAAAUUGGCGCUCAGCCAGCACCUCAAGAAGAGAGCAUUCAGGUGCAGUCGUCGAACGAUGUGGGGCCAGGUGCCGAACAGGGCCAAGCGUCUGGACCCCAGCAGCUAGCUCCGCAGGAGAUUGGACCGGAGGCUACCCAGUCGCAGGAGCAACUACUCGACGGUGUGGAUCCGUCCUUCCUCGCGGCACUCCCCGAGGAGGUGCGCGACGAGGUAAUAGCCGAGCAGCUGCGUCUCCAACGUAUACGACAACGAGCUCAAACGAGCGUCGUCGAGGAGCUCGCCGGCCCCGUCGAAGUAAAUCCGGAGUUCUUGGCCGCGCUGCCACCAGCUAUUCAAGAGGAGGUACUGGCACAACAGCGACUUGAGCAGCAAAGACACGCCGCGGCCUCUGCUAAUCCCGAGGAUCCCGUCGACGCGGCUGCUUUCUUCCAGAAUCUACAGCCGUCGCUUCGCCAAGCGAUUCUCACGGAUAUGGAAGAAUCGCAAAUUUCGGUACUUCCGCCUGACUUGGUGCAGGAAGCGCAGAACUUAAGAAGAGAAUGGGAAGCACGUAACAGACACAUGAUGCAAGAACGAUUUCUCAAUCACGUCAGUCAAAGCAAUGCCACGCUAUCGAGUAUUUUAAGAAAUUCGGGCAGAGGACGAGGAUCAGCAGCACGCUAUGCAAUUCAUUCGAUGCCGCAGCGAGCCCAAUGGGACUCGUGGAACAACAGAGGCGACACGAACCUGGCCUAUCAAGGAGCCGCUGGUCUAAGACUGCGCGGCAGACAAUUGCUCGAUCACGAAUCAAUGGCUUGUUUGUUAGUUUUGCUGUUCAUCGAUGAGCCUAAAAUCAAUACUCUAAGACUUCAUAGAGUGAUCAGAAAUUUGUGCUAUCACGGCAGUACUAGAGAGUGGGUCGUCAAGGCUUUAUUAAAUAUCAUGGAGAGAAGUAAUGACGAGAACAAGGAUGCCUUUGUCGAUUUCGGCGGCAAAUUCAGAAGAAAAGGAGCUCAUUCGAAUACGGAUUAUUGUUCGCCAAAGGCCGUGGACACUCGAAAUAAUUCACAAUCUUGGUUAAAUAUCAGUAUUGAUGCCGCAUUAGGCUGCAGAGCCAAUGUUUUUCAUAUAUUGAGGCAUGGAGGCAAAAAAUACGAACGACAAGGUCACAAUAUUAUUAUUCAUCCGCAAGCUGCACCCACUGUAUGCAGGCACACGUUAGAACUAUUCAUAUCCUUAGCCAAGAGUUUUCCUGGAUACUUUGUCCCGGUAAAAUCAAAGGAGGCCGACGAUAAGGAAAAAGAAAGGGAAAAGGAUAAAGAUUUGAGCAUUAAUAAGGAAGAGACAGGCGCCAAACCAAAGACUGCGACGAAGCCUGGCAAGAGCGAUGCCCCCGACUUCUGGGACAUGUUACUGCGCCUCGAUUCUUGCGCCUCGAAAAAGGGAAAAUCCGUGGCGCGCACGCACUCAAAUACGAAUUUGGGUGGCGAGCCCGAACAGUCCGUUAUAUCGUUCGAGGCCUCGUCCUUCGGGCAGCUAAUUUCGAUGCUGAACUGGUCGGUGAUAAAGCGCAGCAGUCAACUGACGGACAAACUGUUGCGACUGCUGUCGCUCAUAUCUAUAGGCCUUACGGAGGUGCAUCCGAAUCGCCGCCAAGAGGGCGCGGCCAAGACCAAAAAGGCGACGGAGGUGAGCAAAGACUGGAGCAUCGCUGCACCCGAGAGCCACAUUAAACUGGCAGUUCAAGUAUUGACGAGCAAGAGCUGCUCGGAGGAGGGCUUGGAAGAUGCAACGGCUCUGCUCCUCAAUCUCUCACAUUGUCCUGAUCCAACGCGACAACUGAUAUUGAAAUUACUCUUGGAAGGCGCUAUGGAACUAGCGAGCAUGGUCUGCGAGCACAUCAACGAACUAAUGAUGGAAUUAAAGGUAUUGAAUAGGGAAAUUAAUAGGAGAAACUCUCUGGAAGAGCAACCAUCGACAAGUGCUGGCGGAUCAAAUAGGGGCUUUCUCGUCGAUCGAUUCACAAAUGAUAGUGUCGUCAUCACAGCACCAACGAAACUGAAAGCUGGAAGCGACCUCCAGUUGCCGUCAAUGGGCGCGCUCGUUAGUAAGACCUCUAGUCAAGCCUUCUUUCUCCGUAUUCUCAAAGUGAUCGUGCAGAUUCGAGAAGCCGUGCGCCACGCGAACAACAAAAAGAACGCGGAGAGCGCCGCCGCAGCGGCCGCAAAUGUGCCUCUACCAACAGAGACGGCGAUGGAAACGGCUCCGGCUAACAGCGCUAUAUCCGAGAUUGUGAACAACGAGAACGCAGCCGAUACCGAGACAAUUGCGAUGGAUACGACCCAGCCAAUAACGCCCGCCCCGAAGCCAUCAAAUUCCCGUAGCGAGGACGAAGGCAGUGGUGGCAAGUUGACACUCCCACUUCUCAGCGAGAGCCUCGUUCUUGAUAGCCUAUGGGAGACACUGAGCGCGUGCCUCCUCGAACUCGAGCACACGCCCGACCACCACGCUGUUCUCGUGCUCCAACCCGCGGUCGAGGCCUUCUUCCUCGUUCACUCGUCAUCGAGCACAUCGCGCGAGCGCAACAACGAGAACGGCACCGAGAACCUCGACGUCGUCGCCGACAUCGCCCCCGUCUCACCUAUCUACUCGGACAACGAAGGCGCUGCGCAAUCCGACGCCGCCGCAGUCACAGCUGCAGCUAUGGCUGUGCUUGCAGCCGCCGCCGCUAAUUCCGCCGGAAAUCCACCCGCCGUGACUACGGCGGCUAAUGUCAGCGCAACCCCAGCUCCAAUCGUCAACCCCGUUGUCCCUCCUCACACCUGGGACGCCAGUGCCACAGCGGUACAAAAGGUCUUGCCGCCAGAUCAAUUAAAGUUCCUGAAAUUUGCCGAAACCCACCGGACCGUUUUAAAUCAAAUUCUGCGGCAAACAACGACUCAUCUGGCGGACGGUCCAUUUUCCGUAUUGGUCGAUCACACGAGAGUCCUUGAUUUCGAUGUGAAACGAAGGUACUUUAGAACGGAGCUGGAGAGAAUGGACGAAGGCAUUCGUAAGGAAGAAUUGGCGGUUCACGUACGCCGUAGCCACGUGUUCGAGGACUCGUUCCGAGAAAUUCACCGAAGAAACGCCGACGAAUGGAAGAACCGCUUUUACAUUGUGUUUGAAGGCGAAGAAGGUCAGGAUGCCGGUGGUUUGUUAAGAGAAUGGUACGUAAUUAUUUCGAGGGAAAUAUUCAAUCCAAUGUAUGCGCUGUUCACGGUCAGCCCUGGUGAUCGCGUUACAUACAUGAUCAACUCCUCGUCGCAUUGUAAUCCGAAUCACUUGUGCUAUUAUAAGUUCGUUGGCAGAGUUAUCGCCAAAGCUAUUUACGAUAAUAAGCUGCUCGAGUGUUACUUCACGCGCAGCUUCUACAAGCACAUACUGGGUAUUCUUGUAAAGCAUACGGAUAUGGAAAGCGAGGAUUAUAGUUUCUACAAGGGCCUUGUUUACUUGACCGAGCACAACAUCUCCGAUUUAGGAUACGAACUAACAUUUUCCGCCGAGGUUAAUGAAUUCGGCGUUAAUGACGUCCGAGAUUUAAUACCAAAUGGACGUAACAUCGUUGUAACCGAAGAAACGAAACUUGAAUACAUUCGAUUAGUUUGUCAAAUGAAAAUGACUGGAGCCAUUCGUAAACAACUCAAUGCAUUCUUGGAAGGCUUUUACGAUAUUAUUCCUAAGCGGCUGAUUUCAAUCUUUAACGAACAAGAACUUGAAUUGUUAAUUAGUGGCUUACCAAAUGUUGAUAUCGAGGACUUGAAAGCAAAUACGGAAUAUCAUAAGUACAGUCCAACGUCAUUGCAGAUUCAAUGGUUCUGGCGCGCGUUGCGAGGCUUCGAUCAGGCGGAUAGGGCCAAAUUCUUACAGUUUGUUACGGGAACGUCCAAAGUACCCCUCCAAGGCUUUGGUGCCUUAGAGGGUAUGAACGGCGUUCAAAAGUUCCAAAUUCACCGAGAUGAUCGAUCCACGGACCGAUUGCCCUCCGCGCACACCUGCUUCAAUCAAUUGGAUUUGCCGGUUUAUGAGACUUAUGAUAAGCUGCGCAGUAAUCUGUUGAAGGCCAUUCACGAGUGCAGCGAAGGAUUUGGAUUUGCGUAAAUUUUUGCUAAAGAAAAAAAAAGAAUGAAAAAAAAGAACAUAAUCUUACGUCGCAAAUUGUUUUCUGUAAUGUGUUGCCUCUGCCUAUUCGAUGAAGUAAAUUAUAUAUCUGCGUGAUGUAAUGAAUAUGAACUGUGCUUGAUCCUCGGUCGAAUUCUUAAAAAUAAUGGAAUCAACGUACGUGCAUACAUUAUAACACGCAUGUGUAUAUACAUAUACUACAAUGUACAUAUAUAUGUAUAUAUACAUAUGUAUACAUAUAUACGACUAUGGUGUAAUUAUUGAAGAUAACAUUGGAAAGAAAAAACACUACUCAAUUUAGAGUUUAUUUUGUUGAAAAGCUCUUUCGUGGAAAGAGAAAGAAUGUGUGUGAGAAAAGAAACAGAAAGAGAGGAACUUAACGAUAAUUCCCGGCAAAAUGGAACAGGAGAACUAAACUGUAAGGCUAAUCACAAUAUUAAGAUUCUACGAUAAGGUUUCUAUUUAAAGGGGAUAAAUAAAUAGGCGUCCUAAAUAUCAUAAGGAAUCCAAAACGAUCAAGAUUGUAAUAUACAACACUAGAGAGAGAGAGAGAGAGAGAGAGAGAGAGAGAGAGAGAGAGCAUUAUUGGUGAUAUAUUGCAACAGCAGACAUUUGAUAGUUUGCAUAUAGUUACAGUGUGUGAAUGAGAGCAGCGUGACAGGAGUUUCCUUAAAAGUUUUACACGUCAAUGAGAGAUGUGAGAGAGAAAAAAAUCUUAACGAGUAAUUACAAGAGUGAGCGAGAGACAAAGAUAAUUUUUGUGAAAAUGGAAAGCCUAAUUUACUGAGAAAAAAAAAGGAAUAAUAAGUCAAGGAGAUUGCAAUGUAAAAUCUAAAUAAUCCAUUUCAUCGCUUUCUUAUGAGAGUUAUGAAUGAUUGUACACUAUUAGUAUUAAUAAUUCUAAUUUUUAUUAAUUAAUAUUAAUAGAUAUAGUAAUUCUUAAUUGAUAUCAUUUUAAUAUUAAUAAUUCGAAAUGUGAUGUUAAAAGAAGUGUAAUUUUUCCCUUGAAAUUUAAGCAAAUAAAGUUUACAGUUGAACCGAUAUACAGCUACGAUCCAAUCCAAGCAGAGCGUCAAUGAUACCUCACGAAGGAGUAAUCACGUUGUAAUUACAUAAGGCUCCUUUCGACAUUGUUAGGGAAUUAUUGCUUAGGAAUCGCUCAAAUAAAUUGAAUGUUGUAUUUUUU